This is a messenger RNA of Symbiodinium sp. CCMP2592, 780 nucleotides long. Lineage: Eukaryota; Dinophyceae; Suessiales; Symbiodiniaceae. The record is from the annotation of a GenBank genome assembly.
AUGUCCCUGCAGGUGCGGAACCUCUUGGGUGUCAGCCAUGUGGUGACAGAGGCGAGCCUAGGCCAACGGCCCCUACCGGUGGGGAGGCAGCCGGCUGAGCACACUGCAGCUUGGGCAUAUGAGUCUGACGGGUCUUGGAAGGGCGGAAAGUCCAAGGGUGUGCCAGAGCAUUACAGCUACGAGUUGAUGGACUGGUCCUGGAAGGGCGGCGGAAAGUCCGCGGGUGGAAAGCCAUCAGAGCACUACUUGGACUGGUCCUGGAAGGGUGGCGGAAAGUCCGCAGCCGGAAAGCCCUCGGAGCACCACGAGUUGGACUUGUCAUGGAAGGGCGGAAAGUCUGCAGCUGGAAAAUGGGACCCAAGGUCCUGGGAAGGUAAAGGCUGCUGGGGCGGAGCAGGCUCCGUGUGGUGGGGUGGAGCCGGGCCGACAGUGACAGAGGUCUUCGACGAGGAGCCACAGUACAACUACGGACCGGGGCCGACGGUGACAGAGGUCUUCGAUGAGCCACUGCCACACUACAGGGCGGGGCCAACGGUGACGGAGGUCUUCGAUGAGCCACACUACGGGGCGGGGCCAAGGGUGACGGAGAUCACGGAGGAGACCACACGCCCAUCAGCAAGACGAGCGGCACAGAUGGCUCCAUUGCCGCCACCGCCGCCACCGGCAUUGUGCCGAGCCAUCCGAGUCCGCAUGUGGAGCCGACUGCUGCAUCUGCUAGCACUGGAUCAGUGCCAGAGCCCGCAGAGGCUCCGCGUCGGCGAGCUCAGGCAGGAACUGUGA